This is a messenger RNA of Colletotrichum orchidophilum, 2049 nucleotides long. RefSeq lists its product as uncharacterized. The transcript has a single exon. NCBI's taxonomy places the organism in Eukaryota, Fungi, Ascomycota, Sordariomycetes, Glomerellales, Glomerellaceae. Bases 1 to 2049 code for a protein of 682 amino acids. The record is from RefSeq and is a predicted model, not a curated record.
AUGGGCCUCACAACUUUUCUCGGAUCCUCCACCGAUAAACUCGUCUCCAGCCGCUCCAAGACUUCCUCGUCCAACUCUCUCGACAAAGCUUCUGAGACCGCUUCCUCCCAAACAACAGACGCUGGCCCUGCCUCCAGCCCCGCCUCCAGCUCCCAUCAUGGAUACAUACACGACGAAGAGCAGCUCCCUGCGCUCCCCCCCGACUGCCCGAAUCUCCGCGAGCUCAACAACAGCCUAGAAGCCCUUGCCGCCAUCUUCCCCGACAUUCAGAUUCAGGUCUUCCGCGAAAUGUUGAUCAACUUUGACGAGGAAUCAAGGCUGGCUGUUGUGAUCGACGCCUUAUUGAAGAAUCGCGUCGCCUGGGUCAAGGGUCGCUGGAGGACCGUCAAUAUUCAACGUCCUAGACCCCCGGUUGCGAGCGAAGAAGCACGAGAGCAGGACGAAGUUCUGAUUCCCCGCGUCGAAGCCUUCCGAAGUCCCGAGUACAAGCACGCCGUGCAAGCGCUGGCUUGGCACGAGUUCAAAGGCCUGUCACGCUCGACCAUCAACGCCGUCCUCGCCGAGUCCAACUACUCUUACCUCGAAGCUCGCAACACACUCGUAUCGCUCUCCUCAAAAUCCUGGCGCUUCACCAUAUCGUCCCUCUUCCUCCGCCGGAAACCGGUCGCUACGGGCGAAGCCGAAAAUCACCCGCUGAUAAUCUGGAAGUCGACCGGCCAAGGCGCCAUCGUGCCUUCUCUCAAGGCCACGGGAAACGCCGAGCUCAACUUUGAGCUAUACCGCGAUUUGGUACGACCGCUAAAAGACCAGGCGCGACAAACGCAAGAGGACAAGGAUCGAAGUCUGGCUUUGUUGAUGAAUAAUGAAGAGGCCGAGGGAGCCGGCGCAAUGUAUGAGUGUGCAUGCUGCUUCACCGAGUCCACUUUCGAAGAAUUCACAACCUGCAACACUGAUGGGCACAUGCUCUGCUUCCGCUGUAUCCAGCACUCCAUUACAGAAGCCGUAUUUGGCCAGGGAUGGCACAGCAGCAUCGAUACAAACCAUGGCACAUUGAAAUGUCUCGCUGUCGAAGGGAACGGGUGCCCUGGCAACAUUCCCUAUGAUCACAUACACCGCGCCAUGCUAGAGGAGAAGAAGGGCGCCGAGAUCCUCCGUAAACUCGACCAGCGUUUGGCUGAAAACAGUCUCCUGACGUCCAACAUACCCCUAAUUCGGUGCCCCUUUUGCGACUACGCUGAAGUGGACGACAUCUACCUCCCAGCGCAGGAAACGCAACUGCGGGUCAGACUUGACAGUUUACUCAGUCUCGUACUCCUCCUUGUAUGCAUUGCGACCGUUCCAUUUCUCCUGCCUGUGGUUUUGUUGUCGUCCUUUCUCUGCCUCCUUAUCAGCACGAAGCAGACAGUCGGCGACCACUUGGUUGCACAAUGGCACUUGGCACUUGGCCGUCAUCGUCGACGGCGUCGAGGCCUCAAGUUCGCAUGUCAAAAUCCCGAUUGCGGAAAAAGCUCGUGUCUAUCUUGCGCCAAGGCUUGGAAGGAUAUCCACGUAUGCAAUGAGUCGUCUCUGGUUGCACUGCGUACGCAGGUCGAGCAGGCGAUGAGCAUGGCCAUCAAGCGUGUUUGUCCGCGAUGUCACACGUCGUUUGUCAAGAACUCGGGCUGCAACAAGCUUACUUGUCCUUGUGGCUAUAAAAUGUGCUACGUCUGUCGGAAGGACAUUGGCGGCAGCAAUGGGGACGGCGAAGGAUACAGGCACUUUUGCGACCACUUUAGACCGGACGGCGACCCGCGGCCCUGCACCGAGUGCUCGAGAUGCAAUCUAUGGGAGAGUGAGGAUACGGACUCGGUGUUGAAGCAGGCCAAGGAAGAGGCCGAGGCCAAGUGGCGCGAGACGGAGAAGCGUGAGCUGAAUGGGGCCGAAAAGGCCUUUUUGGAGACGGGCUUCGCCAGGAACGGGGUCUCGCCGGUCGAGAAUUGCCUCAAGAACGGUCAAUUGCCGACCUUGCCGGAGCUCUGUGACUUUGUUGUCGAGACAAUUUUUGUGUGA